Messenger RNA from Ilex paraguariensis (yerba mate), 1529 nucleotides. Lineage: Eukaryota; Viridiplantae; Streptophyta; Magnoliopsida; Aquifoliales; Aquifoliaceae. The record is from the annotation of a GenBank genome assembly.
AGCUGAGCAUGGGAUAGAGCGACGGGGGAGAGAGAGAGUCCAACUAGAAGUAGGACUCCAGAGAUUGAAGAACAAGCAGUACCACUUGUAGUAGAAUUAGUAGUAAUAAACAAACCCUACCUCAAAACCCCCCCAAUGAUCUCUCUGUGUCUCAACUAACCCUAAAAAAAUAUGUUGUGGCUCUCAUUGUUUCUCCCAAACCCCUUCAAAUACGACGAUCAAAACCCCUCAUUGCCACCGCCAUACCCCUCAACUCCGCCCUCCUCCGCCGUCAAGGACGACAUCUCCGUCCUCACCCACCAACUCUGCGGCGCUCCCCUUCCGCCACAGCAUUCCAUGACCGCCUUGGCCUCCGAUGAUGAGACGACGUCGUAUUCGCAAGCAAUUCUUGGAAUUAAGAACGAUUUAGUGGAGAUUGGGGAUAAUUUGAAGACGGGUAUUUCGCUAUUGGCAUCGAAUAAGGUUGUGUCUGGGAUUUCUCUGUUCGCUUCCAGGCUUUUACCAUUCCAAAACGACGGCGAUGAGGCUGAAAGAGAUGAGGGAGACGUCACAGUAGGAAUUACGGAGGAAGUUUUGGACUUUGUGGGGGAAAUUUCGCUGCAGCACGAGUGUUGGACCGAUUUUCCUUUGUCACUACCCAAUGAUUAUAAUAUGUCCGACAUUCAGAGAGAUCACGCUGCAACUAUUGAGCGAUUGGUGCCUAGUCUUGCAGCUUUGAGGCAUCAAGUUUGCAAUUACUUGAGUGACAAAGUUUUUUGGAUGAUCUACUUUAUUUUGUUGCAAUCUAGGUUGAAUGAGAAUGAUUCCAAAUUUCUAUCAACUCCACAGAUUGUUGAAGCAAGGGAGGCACUUCUGCAGAAGCUGCUAAACAAGAGGAGUGUAGCAAUUAAAACUCCUGAGAACUCCGAGACUGUUAAUACAUUUCAGGACAGUGAUAUAAUUAAUAGCACACCAGGAGACAACAGCUCAUCUCAGCAGAAAAGCGUUUUAGCUGAGGAUAUCGAUGCAUUGCUGGAGACACAUAUUGAUGACCAUGGGAAUACUGAGCAGUGGUUAGAAGAUGAGGAUGCUGAUUCAUGUUCAUCUGUAGAUGCUUGGAAACAGCCUGAAAAUGAGGAGGAUUUCUCAUUCAGCCAUCUGGAAGAUGAUGAUGGUGAUCUCCCAGGUAGACUCUCAGGUUUCAGACCUGCCCAAAGCAAAGAGGUUUCUUCACCUAGUGAAUCCAGUGAAUGGGUUCGACUCUGGAAAAAAUCAGGAACACAAGGUGGUUGGCAAAAGGCUUGCAAAUCAACCACCCGAGAAGAAAAUUCGGAAGGCGAGGAGUCAAAUGAUUGGCUCACGGUGGAUAAUGUAGAUUGGGACGGUUAGGCUACAAUUUGAAUCAUCCAGCAUCUGUAAAGCCACUGCUUUGUUCUUUUUUUCUUUCUGAAUAUUUCGGUUUUGUGAAGAUUCAAAACCUUACGAAAUAAGCUUAAUUAUUUUUCAAUCGAGAUGAAUUUGCAUUAUAAAUUACAUAAUGCCACUAUGAA